AAAACAUGAAUGAUCCAGAGCCCUGCAGAAUAAAACAGGAAGAUAUUGAACAACAAAUAGACCUGAUGGAAGAGACCAAGGAGAUUGAAGAACAUCAGGUCAAAACUGAAGAGAUAUCCUGGAGUUCCUCAUUGAAAAACGACAAUAUAUGUUUCACUUGCUUUCACUGUGGAAAGAGUUUCUCAUGCAAGCGAAAUCUUGAGCUUGAGAUAAUAUUUCAUUUUGGAGGGAAGCCAUAUGCAUGUGAUGAGUGCGAGAAGAUUUUUACAAUUAAAGGAAACCUUAUUGAACACAUUAGAAUUCACACUGCAGAGAAGCCACACACACGUGAUCAAUGUGGGAAGAGUUCCCCACAAAAACAAAACCUGGAUGAGCAUGAGAAAAUCCACACACUGGAAAGGCCGUACGAAUGUGAUCAAUGUGGGAUGAGUUUCCCAUAUAAAAGAAACCUUGACAAACACAUGAGGAUCCACACUGGAGAAAAGCCGCACAAAUGUGAUCAAUGUGGGAAGAGUUUUGCACAAAAAGGAAACCUUAAAGUACACAUGAAAAUCCACACUGGAGAGAAACCAUAUGCAUGCGAUCAGUGUGGGAAGAGUUUCACACAUAAAGGAAACCUUAGCGUACACAAGAACAUCCACACUGGAGAGAAACCAUAUGCAUGUGAUCAAUGUGGGAAGUGUUUCAUACAAGUGCCUUUUAAUGAUCACAUGAAAAUCCACACUGGAGAGAAGCCAUAUGCAUGUGAUCAUGCGGGAAGAGUUUUGCACAAAAAAGAAACCUUCACGAACACAUGAAAGUCCACACUGGGGAGAGGCCGUUCACAUGUGAUCAGUGUGGGAAGAGAUUCACACAUAAAGGUAACCUUAAUGAACACAUAAAAAUCCACACUGGAGAG
Molecule: messenger RNA, 898 nt
Organism: Cyprinus carpio (common carp)
Lineage: Eukaryota; Metazoa; Chordata; Actinopteri; Cypriniformes; Cyprinidae
Product: gastrula zinc finger protein XlCGF49.1-like
Exons: 2
Coding region: 6-797 (263 amino acids)
Source: RefSeq, a predicted model, not a curated record